AUGGCCUCUAACCCCCCUAGCACUUGCUGCGCCUCCGGCUUCAAGCACGAGGGUACUCCCGUCGGCGAGACCAAGAACAUUGACGGCGUCGACACCUACGUUGUCUAUCCCAAGGACAACAAGAACCCUGAGACGGCCAUUGUUUUCCUGACUGAUAUCUUCGGUAUCUUCUCCAACUCCCAGCUCCUCGCUGAUGAGUUCGCCAACAAUGGCUACCUCACCGUGAUCCCAGAUCUCUUCCAGGGUGACAAGAUCAGCGUUGCCGACAUGGACUCUGGCAAGGUUGACUUCCCCACCUGGCUUCCCAAGCACCAGCCUGAUGCUGUGGACCCCGUUGUGGAGAAGACUAUCAAGUACGUGCGUGAGACUCUUGGUGUGAAGAAGGUCGCCGCUGUUGGCUACUGCUUCGGCGGUAAGUACGUCACCCGCUAUCUGAAGCCCAACCAGAUCGAUGUUGGUUUCUCUGCCCACCCCUCUUUCGUGACCCACGAGGAGCUCGGCGCUAUCAAGGGUCCCUUCUCCAUUGCCGCUGCUGAGGUCGACCAGAUCUUCACCACCCAACUCCGUCACGAGUCUGAGGAGACCCUCAUCAAGACUGCCCAGCCUUGGCAGAUCAACCUGUUUAGCGGUGUCAGCCACGGCUUCGCUGUGCGCGCCGAUCUGAAGGACCCCAAGCAGAAGUGGGCUAAGGAGCAGGCCUUUGGACAGGCUGUCACUUGGUUUAACCAGUACCUGUAA
Penicillium antarcticum is the source of this 738-nucleotide messenger RNA. Its product is annotated as dienelactone hydrolase family protein. Gene Ontology annotation, molecular function: hydrolase activity. NCBI's taxonomy places the organism in Eukaryota, Fungi, Ascomycota, Eurotiomycetes, Eurotiales, Aspergillaceae. The record is from RefSeq and is a predicted model, not a curated record. The transcript is spliced from 4 exons. The coding region runs from base 1 to 738 and encodes 245 amino acids.